Messenger RNA from Theileria equi strain WA, 759 nucleotides. RefSeq lists its product as hypothetical. The coding region runs from base 1 to 759 and encodes 252 amino acids. The transcript has 8 exons. NCBI's taxonomy places the organism in Eukaryota, Apicomplexa, Aconoidasida, Piroplasmida, Theileriidae. The record is from RefSeq and is a predicted model, not a curated record.
AUGAAUGUUCUAGAUUCUACUGCAUCGAUUGGCUCAUCCAUAAAGCGGUAUACAAAAUUUAUUACAUCUUCUGGAUUGGAAAGACUUCUUUUAUAUGAAUUGAAUAAAAUCACAAAAAAUUUGAAUGUAAUAUCCGGAGGAAAAUCCCAUAUAAGUGCACUGUGCACAGUGAAUGAGAUUUGGACAAUCUUGUUAAAUAGUCGAAUUUGUAAAGAGAUAUGGAUACAUGUACGAGAUCCAUUCGUCCUAAAGCAUCAAAAAAAUCUUUUUAUGCAAUUGAAUAGUUCUGAUUGGGGCUUAUUCAUACCAUUCUCAUCCGAACUACCCAAGCCUUAUACCAAGGUUAUAUCGUCUAACUCCGUUGUAAAAAACACAAUGUUAAUUCAAAGUAUUGUACGUGAUGUAAUAAAGGGACACUGUCAUAGAUCAGUUCAACUUCAGGGUGAUCAUUUGCCAAAAGUUCUAGAGAAGCACGGUUAUACCCCAAUACCUCCGAAAGUUAUGAUAACAUUGGAAAACAAUUUGUGUAAAGUAUUGGUAAAUGCAUCUGGUGAUUUAUCAGAAAGGCCGUGGCAUAAAUUUUCUUCUAUACCAGAUAGACUAGAAUCAAAUGCAGCAGCUGCGAUAUCGUAUGAAAUAUUCAAAACGUAUAAUUAUAACGAAAUUAAAGAAUUUACCAUAUGGGACCCGUUUUGUCAUAACGGAUCACUACUCAUGGAAUUGUAUUCUAUUCUUUCUGGUACUUUCAGAGUUAUAUGA